AUGUCGAGACCCGAAGACACUCUGGCGGCCGACGUCCACUACGACGAUGUCGAAGCCCGCAAGUACACCACCUCGUCGCGUAUUCAGAACAUCCAGGCGUCCAUGACCCACCGCGCCCUCGAGCUUCUCGACCUUCCGGGCCCUUCUUUUAUCCUCGAUGUCGGCUGUGGAAGUGGCCUGUCGGGUGAAAUUCUCUCCUCGCUGUCGCCAGACGAAGGGGGUCCUCACGUUUGGGUCGGCAUGGACGUCUCGGCCUCCAUGUUGGACGUGGCCCUGCAAAGAGACGUGGAGGGAGAUCUUCUACUGGCAGAUAUUGGACAAGGUGUACCGUUCCGUGCCGGUUCAUUCGAUGCAGCCAUCAGUAUCAGUGCCAUUCAGUGGUUAUGCAAUGCAGAGAGCAGCGACACAUCGCCUCAAGGAAGAUUGUCGAGGUUUUUCGGUGGGCUCUACGCCAGUCUCAAGAGGGGAGGAAGAGCCGUGUGCCAAUUCUACCCCAAGAACGACGAACAAAAGAAGAUGAUCACGGGUGCCGCAGUCAAGGCCGGGUUCGGCGCUGGUCUGCUCGAGGACGACCCCGACACCAAAAAUGUCAAGGUCUACUUGGUUCUCACAGUCGGACAAGCUGUCAUUAAUGGCCAAAGUGGCGACAUUACCGGAGUCGUCAAGGAUAUGGACAAUGUGGAUGUCAUGGAUAUCAGGAGAAAGGCUGCCGGCUCACAGCGCGACGUCAAGAAGGGCAGCAAAGCCUGGAUUGUCAAGAAGAAGGAACAAAUGGAGAGGAAAGGAAAGGUUGUCAAGGCGACAUCGAAAUACACUGGCCGGAAGAGAAGAAUUGCUUUUUAA
Molecule: messenger RNA, 843 nt
Organism: Pestalotiopsis fici W106-1
Lineage: Eukaryota; Fungi; Ascomycota; Sordariomycetes; Amphisphaeriales; Sporocadaceae
Product: methyltransferase BUD23
Exons: 1
Coding region: 1-843 (280 amino acids)
Biological process (GO): rRNA (guanine-N7)-methylation
Cellular component (GO): nucleolus
Molecular function (GO): rRNA (guanine) methyltransferase activity
Source: RefSeq, a predicted model, not a curated record